This is a messenger RNA of Cryptococcus wingfieldii CBS 7118, 2691 nucleotides long. RefSeq lists its product as hypothetical. The record is from RefSeq and is a predicted model, not a curated record. Gene Ontology annotation, molecular function: nuclear import signal receptor activity. NCBI's taxonomy places the organism in Eukaryota, Fungi, Basidiomycota, Tremellomycetes, Tremellales, Cryptococcaceae. The transcript is spliced from 14 exons. Bases 1 to 2691 code for a protein of 896 amino acids. Gene Ontology annotation, cellular component: cytoplasm; nucleus. Gene Ontology annotation, biological process: protein import into nucleus.
AUGUCCACUGAGCACCUCCUGGGGGACAUCGGGGCUAUCCUGUCCGCCCUCAAUGGCAUCGCAAACGAGCCACGGAGAGAAGCGGAACUCCACCUACAAAAGCUCACAGUAGAGCAGCCUGCAGAGGUCCUUCUACUGCUCGCCCAGAUAGGAGCUCUGGCAGUCGGCGGCUUUCAAUUAGACGAGCGCUUUCUGAGCCUCAUUCUCCUCAAGAGUUUGGCUUUCAAGCCUCUUCCAGGUCUAUACUUGAACUCUCAACAUCAGCUCCCCUCCGCACCUUUUGACGUGAUUAGAGAAACGACGCGCGGACGGAUCGAAACGGUCCUCUGCGCUGGUUUGAAAGACGAGUUGGAUCCGAGAAUCAGGAAAGGUCUGGGAAUGUGUUCUGCUAGUUGGGCAGAGGAGAGUCACAAGCGGAAGAGACCAGCUAGGCCGUUCGUCCCGGUCUGUCUUGAAUUGACACAGUCGCCAAACGCCUUUCACCGCUUCACCUCUUUUCAGUUACUUGGUUAUACCCCGACACUUGUCGAUGAUGCUGCUGAUGGGCCGCUAUCUUCGAGCCAGCUCACGGCUCUCCUACUCACAGGACUGGAGGACUCGAGUGUUGACGUCAGAUUGGAAGCUAUAAAGGCUACCAAGAGUCUGCUCAUCAGAGCUUUGACGCACGAAGCAAGAGAUGAGGUGGGCGAGGUCCUGAUACAGGCUUCGUUCCAGACGCUGCAAAACCUUCCCCAAGACCUUGUCCCUAUUGGCCUCAUCCCUCUCGUUGAACUAGCAUCCAUUCACCCCAAGCUCUUCAUCUCUUCUCUCUCCUUGAUCAUCACCAAACUUCUUCCACUCCUCUCUCCCCCAUCUCAGGGUCGCAAUCUCCCCCCGUACGCCUUCUCCCCGUAUCCGGCACACGAUAUGACUCUUGAGGCAUGGGAGGCGUUUGCAAACCCUGCUACAGAGCUCUUGCUUUCUUUAGCAGAGAUGAGACCGAAUGAAUUCGAAGAGUUUGAGAACGGGAGAGCGCUGAGUGAGAUGGUGGGACUGCUGUUGGGGAGAGAAGUGGCAACCUUUGAGAUGGACUGUCAAGAGUGGAUGGAAGAGGAAGACCUUGAUGAAGAGGACGUCAACUAUCCAGUGUUUCCCGAGGAAGCCCUUGAUAGGCUAAGUGUUGCUGCUAGCUAUACUGACGAGAGCAUGGAGAUCAUUUACUCUUCGCUUCUCAAGCAUGUCCAGGCUCUCUUGCAACAGGAAGAUUGGAGAUGUCGUUUCGCUGCUCUUAUGGGCGUUGGUUGUGUAGCAGAGGCCUUUGGCGAUGCCAUCGUCGACCGCGACAUUCUCUCGCAAGUCUUCGCUCUUCCUAAGAUUACAGACUAUGGCCGCGACACCCUCCACAUCAUCCUGCACCUCCUCGACGACCCCGUCAUGCGCGUCCGCGUCCACGCUGCUGCUAGUUUGACAACCUUUUUCGAGGGAGAGGAACAUCCCGAGAUAGUUGGAGAGGUGUUGGAUAGAAUUGUGAGGGGAUGUGUGGGAUUGUAUGAGGCAGGGCCGAUGUAUGCAAAGGACCAGGCAUUGGCAACGCUGGGGACGGUGGCCAUGGCGGCAAAGGACAUGUUCAGACCCUACUAUCGUAAUCUCAUGGAUCUCUGCUUUCAGAUCAUGUCGGCCCAGCUUGGAGCCAGCAAGGAGGAACGUGUGGUUCAAGGCGGGGCUAUCGAGUGCGGCUACAUGCUCGCCAUCGCUCUAGGUGGAACUAAUCCCGGAGACGCGCUCAAAUUCGUCCAAUUGCUGUUGUCUAUUCAAAACACCAUCGUCGACGAGGAUGAUCCACGCUCGCGUCAUCUUAUGGAUGCAUGGGAACAUAUGUGUGACUCUUUGGGCCAGCAGUUUGCACCCUUCUUGCAAUACGUCAUCCCGCCCCUCCUCAAAACGGCCUUUUAUCGACCUCAAAAGGCUUCUCCCAAUGCCGACGACGAAGACGACCCAUACUGGGGCGACGAGCUAUCUGACAAGGCCGAAGCGUUCAAGCAUCUGGGCUUCUACGCAAGCAAAAUGAGGGAGAGUUUUGCGCCGUGGCUGGCGCAAAGUAUGGGGCUGUGCUUGGAAGAGUUGAACCACCCAUAUGCGGAGAGCGUGAAGAACGUUGCGGCCUAUCUGGUACCGGCCCUGUUGGCGGUUGCGAAAGAGUCGGGUGCUUGGAACACGAACCCGGAAAAUUAUGUGCAGGCUUUCAGACAGCUCAUCAAAGCUAUGGUGAACGCUUUGGAUAUCUCUGUCAUCUCCAUCCUAUUCAAAUCCUUCAAAGACGCCCUCCGCGUGGUUCACACCCCUUUUCCUCCGGAUCUCACCCGUCGCCUACUGAAAGCCUCCACCGCUAUCGUGUACAAUCUCGCCCAAGCUAGGGCAGACAGAAAGGAACAAGAGCCGUACAUGGACGAGACGGACCACGAGUACUGGAUUGAAGAGCAGCUGGAAGAGGAUCAGUGUCUAAAGAGGAUAGAAGAGGCGGUGGAUGGGAUCGUGAUUGUGGGAGGCUCAGAGGAGGGGCAGGCGAUGGGAGCGUUGAGCGGUGGGAUUGAGAACGACAUUCUGGGGCUCAAGGCGCUGAUUCGAAAGGUGGGAGCGCAAAAGCUGGAGACGAAGGGGUAUGACGAUGAUGACGACGACAAUGAGACUCUGCGGGGUGAUCAAGGUAGCUGA